GUUUGAAAAACUGGACAUUACUCCAAAAAGUGCUCAAAAAAUCAAGCCUGUCCUAGAACGAUGGAUGAAAGAAGCCGAAGAAAGACAUUGGAAUCAUUACAAGAGUGGCCAAAGUCAUUUGACCGAUUUCAUUGGGGUGGAGCCGUCUAAAAAGCGAAAACGUCGUACAUCGUUCACACCACAAGCACUGGAAUUACUUAAUGCUCAUUUCGAACGGAAUACUCAUCCAUCAGGGACGGAAAUCACAGGUCUCGCACAUCAAUUAGGCUAUGAACGGGAAGUAAUACGAAUUUGGUUUUGUAAUAAACGUCAAGCGUUAAAAAAUACCGUACGAAUGAUGUCCAAAGGUAUGGUCUAAUUAAAAAAAAUUACCAAGAGGCAUAGAGAACGCAUCGCUUACAUGCAAUACAAUCCAAAUACGUAAAUCAAAUGCAAUCAUUAAAACAUUCUGUAAUUAAUUAAAAAGAAAAAAGCAGAAGAAAAAUCAACAUACAAGCAAAUAAGAAUGAAAAUUAGGCUUAACAAAAAUGUCAUACAUCAAACACAUUUUCACAUUACUUAUAAUAGAGUCCAUAUUCGUAGUGUUUGCAAAAUAAAUUUUAAUGAAUUUCUUUAAGAUAAAAAUAGAUAUGUUUCUCAUCACACUCUCUCUACACCAGAAAAAAAACAUCCUCACACACAGUCAAACACAAAGCAUUUCAAUAGAGUAUAUUUAAUUUAUAUACAAAUUGUAAUGUUUUAAUUGAGAGAUAAGAGAAAUAGACGCGUAAAAAUGAACGAUAAAAAAUAGUUUAUGUAUGUUUUGCAAGUAGAAAUUUGACUAAUUUCUUUAUAGUUUUGUUUCGAUUUGAUAUUAAUCAUAAGUUGCACGGGCCACAACUGAAUACGUUUGCUAGGUUGAAAAAUAUUUUUAAAAAAACAUACACACACAAAAUAAUAGAUGCAUAAGAUGAAACAUUACCUAGCCAUAAUGCAUCUGAUUAUUUGCUCUAAUCAACUAUGUGCCAUCAAAUGAAAAAAAAAAACUGAUAAUUAUAAAAAAAACACCGAAAUACAAUACUAUUGACAAAUAAAAAUCUUGUGAAUUCUAUGAAAUUGACUUCAAUUGGGAUGGAAAAAAAAUGACAUUCAUAUAUUUAGAACCAAUCAAUGGCCGCAAUUUAUUUUCCUAUAUGUUUUUGAUUCCUUAGUCGAACAAUUUGGUUUGAUACGCGCUUGCUCUCAUUUCAAUGUUCUUUUUUUUGUUUUCAACCACGCAGUUUUUUUUAAACUUAGAUUAAGAAGAUACUGUAACAGAAACAAUGCCAUACAAGAUUGUUGUAUAAGUUCAAUUAACACAUUUAAUACAUCAUCUUCAACGAAUCAAACC
Messenger RNA from Contarinia nasturtii (swede midge), 1369 nucleotides. Its product is annotated as POU domain, class 6, transcription factor 2-like. Gene Ontology annotation, biological process: regulation of transcription by RNA polymerase II. NCBI's taxonomy places the organism in Eukaryota, Metazoa, Arthropoda, Insecta, Diptera, Cecidomyiidae. Gene Ontology annotation, molecular function: DNA-binding transcription factor activity, RNA polymerase II-specific; RNA polymerase II cis-regulatory region sequence-specific DNA binding. The annotation marks the transcript as partial. The transcript is spliced from 3 exons. The record is from RefSeq and is a predicted model, not a curated record.